Messenger RNA from Orbicella faveolata, 3962 nucleotides. RefSeq lists its product as uncharacterized. The record is from RefSeq and is a predicted model, not a curated record. Lineage: Eukaryota; Metazoa; Cnidaria; Anthozoa; Scleractinia; Merulinidae.
AUUGUGUAAAAUUCAAUGUUGGAAAAAGCUAUUUGCCAUCGGAUUCCCAUACAAACACUGUAAUUUCUGACAGCUUUGCCUGCCCAUCCUAAGGCCUAUUAUAAAAUUACUGAACAGUGAAAUGGCGUUCGUGCAUGCUUCCAUUUCAUGCCUCGUAUGGCACUAUACACAGAAUUGGGGUGAAGGGGAGGGACUGGGUACUUUGGCUCUAUGAAUGAUGGCAAACGCUAAUGACUGUCAAGUAGACAGUCUGAGUGCGCGAAACUUCUUGGACAUUAUGGUUGUUUACCAUUUACCCAAACAUUCCGGAAAUUUCGGUCAGAAUGUAAAUGGUACGACAAUUUUGGCACAACCGACGGGGAAAGUUUCGAAAUAAACGGGACGUCUUGAAAGGCAGUCCAAAAUUUCCAACCGAAAUAUCCGAGUGGAAAAUGUGCUUACCAUUUGCAAUCUUCACCGUCAUAUUGGAAUCAAGAUGGGGUUAAACUCGUCCUAGUCUCUUUCGGUAAACUGGGUUUUUUUGGGUAUAUGGUAAAUGGCCAGUCCCAACGGAACUUACCACCAGGAAUUGCCUAAACCGUUCAGCAACCGGUUUGGUGUAAAUGGUAAACAACAAUAUCUACAGCAGAAUUAAUUAAUUUGUUCCGCCUACUUUUUAAUAACGCUCGAGAAGGCCGAGAAGGAAGCACUCUUCUCUAAACACCUCUAGCUUGUUUUCUUUUCAACUCCCGCGUGCUGAUAUAACUCAAAAGCGAACACUGGCGCGUGAAGUAGUUAAAUAACAUAGUACGGGAUGUCUCACACAAUUUGCCUGUGGUAGGCAAAGAAAGGCUGCGAAACAUUUCAAGAAUGCUUGUUGCGUCUUUCUGAAAUCAAUUUCCUCGUUUUCUUGCCCUGGUACCUGUACUUGUAUUAUCAAAACAAAUCCGGUAUUGAGGGGAAAUUUAACUGUUUUACGUCUGGUAUUCACUGGUGCAUAAUUAGAAGCAACAUACUCGGACGGUGCUUUUAAGGAAACUUUCCUGUCUGAAGCAAAAGGCGCUAGUUAUUAACAACUUACCGAGUGUGCGUAUGUUGCGAAGGCUUAUGAGCUAGUGGAAACCAGUCUCUACCUGUAAAAACGUUUUACUCAUUUGAAUUUGAUCAACAUAAACAAGUGCAAAAUAUAUUUCUGUAACUGAACGAAUGUAAAUGAUAGCAGCAGCUUUUUUCUGAACUAUGUUUGGUACUGUAGGUCAUACGAUUUUCGAGUGAAUAACUUCAAUGGUCGCCUAGUGAAAUAAACUUGAUUUUUGACCAAAUUCUCCCAAACAGCAUGCAACAAAAUGGGUAAAGAACAGUAUGGAGAUUUUAACUACUGGUGAAAAUUACUGUUAAACGGCUUCUAGCUAAAAAUUUAGAUAAAAAAAUCUACCAGAAAGUGUUAGAUAGCGGUUUUAAAUGGAAAUUUCUAACCUUGGUUUCUAUUUUUACGAGAACGUGUUGUUGACAAUGUGCUAAAAGGUUGGCCAUGUUUGGUAAUAAGCGUGAACAGCCGUGAAUAGCGCACCAUGUUACACAACAGGUCUCUUGCAACCCGCUUUCGAACCGCCCGAAUACAGAGCCGUGGGCUACACGAGAGUGUUGUUCGUGCGGUUUCGAAAAACUUGUUAAAGAAGAACGAAAAGAUGAAUUGUUCAUUAAUUAAGUUGAAGGGAUAAAGGAAGAUCAAGAUUACACCAAGAGGGAUGAGAGUACCACCAAGUUAAAAGGAAGCCAGGAGCCACACAUGGCAAAGGAAUGAUCCUUGUACAGAAAGUCGAGUUCAGCAUGUCAGUUGGAAUCCUCCUGGGAUUAGUUGUUCUGCUAGCAACAUGCUCAGACGCUGCCAAGAUAACGAAAAGGGAUCACGACAAACGCCAGAUUUCUCCCCCGUUAUAUUAUCAACUUCCUCAACGUAGAUUUCAGUUUGGGCGUCCAUCAACAAGAACAUAUUUUACGCCUCCAAGAUAUCAAUACAAUUCAGCCUUCAAGAAUGUUGCACCAAUUCGACCAACCAAACAGCUACAAUCAGCGUAUGCAGGUUCACCGAAGAUAUUCAGUGCACAGGCUCAAAGGCGAUACACGUCUUAUUACUAUCCUCAUCGGACACACUACAGAGAUUGGUCUCGAAAGCUAGUCGAGGCGAGUGCGUAUGCUCGAAAAGUGCAGGAUAUCAGAAAAAAAGAGCUCCUUAAAAAACAGAAGACCGAUCCAUCAAGUGCAGGGAUCAAGUUGUUUGUUGCCGGUGUCAAUCGUGAUGGAAAAGUCCUGGGACAAUGGAUUGAUCAUGGCAAAAUGCAGAAACCGAAUGGCCGCCAAAAUGAAGAGUUAAUAAGAAAUAAGCCCUCUCAGGAAAACGUUGAUACUAAAAUUCCUAAUGUUGAGUUGAUGGGAUCAUCACGAGCCAUGCAACAAACUCCAGUUUCCACAGUAACCAUGAACAGCAAACCGUCCCCUUACACCAAGACCAGUGUCGCGUUCCCCACUCAGUCGAACUUGGGAGGAGCUGUGAUUGGAGAUAUAAAUAGGAAUCUACAAACUCAAACACAAGCUAAUUCCUUCCUUGACAAGGGAUCAACGACCAUACCAAAUGUAAAUGAAGCAAUUUUGAGUGACAAUUUGGGUGGUGCGGCUUUGGGACCAAACGCUCAUUCGCUACUUCAGCCGACCAUCGCGCAACAGGCAAAUCAGAUCGGUGCCCUUAGGAAUGCUCCGGGACGCGAGAGUGAAAUUAAACAAUCCAAUAGCAAUCCUCAACCAAAGGCUAAUUCAAUUCAGAGUUUUGGUUCUCUGAGCGCUGGAGACAAUUUAAAUAAAGAUUCGCCUAGUAAUGUUAAUAUUCCAGGACAGGGCCAGGCAAACAAUGUACUAUCUAGAAACGAUCAGCAUCCCCCGGUUAACACGGCUACUUAUAACAUGCAGGCUAGUUCAGCUCAAAAGAUUGCCGCCCCUCCUAAUUUAUCGGCAGUACCAGGGCCAGCAUCACAAACGAAGGCUGAUCAAUCAAUGAGUGUCACUAAAGGAACACAAAUAUUGCCUACGAUACCUGUAGCGAAAAACAUGCAACCUUCUAAUACUGUGGCUUUAGACGCUUCUAAUAUUGAUAAAACCACUGCUCAAAAGCUCAAUGCUGGACUGGCAUCUACAUCAGCUUCAAGACCGCAGGUGACAGUGUUAGCGCAACCUUCCACUUCAAAUGCUGUGUCUGCUUCAAGAAAUAGCGUACCUGGAAAUGUGAAUCGCGUCCAAACCCAACUGGACAGAGAGUUGGCUUUGAAAAACAUCCUGUUUCCGCCACCAGCUGCAUCCAGCAAUCAAGUUUAUGGGACUGCUUCUAAUGCCUUUCAAAAUCAGCAACAGCCAUCUCAGGGACAAGUUGACAACAUGACACCCACCUUCCCGGCUUUCCGUUAUAAUGUUAAUCUUCCUGUGACUGGACAAACUGGUUUUAAUAGUUAUCGAAGAAAUAACAUUCCACUUGUCCCUUCUGCAGCUAACAGUAAAAAAUCAAUCGUGCCUCAACGUAAUACCGUUCCGUAUAAGAGUUCUUUUCCACUUAUGUUACACAAGAUUUCACCAUACUUCAAGAUGAAACGAAACCUCAAGCAAGCUGCAAGCGAGCAGGCCAAGGCCAGAAGAAGACUUCUUGAACUGCAACCUAUCAAGUGAUGUUUAGGGAUCUGAGGGAACUUGCUGAUCAACAUAAUUAUUAUGUGGAUGAACUCUUGGCAAGGUCUUUGUCGAUAUAACGGACACUCAGCGGAAUCCUGGUAUUCCAUGUGAGUUUUUUUUAUAAAUAAAUAUACCGAAUAUACAGAUGAGACAUAUCAACUCUAUCUAAAUCUUAAAAAACAGUAUCAAUAUUUGGACGUGGGUGAAGAGGAGUAAUAUUUCAAAUUUACUAAGCCAGCAUAACAUAAAUAGGAUUUACUAAAAAAAAA